GUCACUGCUAAAGUAUUUAGUAGCACACACGCAGGCUGGUUGGCCACAGCUCCACCAUCAACAAUCGUGGAUAAUUUUUACUAAUUUCGAAAUGUCAGUGCGUCCAAUUUUGUAUUAUGCACUAUUCAGCUCGCCCUCCAGAGCCGCAAUGCUGACAUCCAAAUUAAUUGGACUAAAUGUCGAUUUAAAACCCAUCAACUUUGCAGCUCAGGAACAUAUGAGUGAUUGGUUUUUGAAGCUUAAUCCUCGUCACACCGUACCUACGCUGGUCGAUCGAGAUGUGUCGCUGUGCGACAGUCAUGCAAUAAUCACCUAUAUGGUCGAUCAAUAUGGCCAGAGUCAACACAAACAUUUAUAUCCGAAAGAUUUUAUCAAACGUGCCAUAGUUGACGAGCGACUCUACUAUGAGAACGGGGUGCUUUUUCACGUAAUCAAAGAUUUUGUGAACCGCAUAAUGCGUGAUGGCGACAUAGAGUAUCAUCGUAAAAGCAUAGAACUGUGCCAUAAUGCCUAUGAGUUUCUAGAAGCAUUUCUGUCACGCAGCAGAUACGUGGCUGGCGAGCAAUUAAGUUUAGCUGAUAUAUCCAUAAAUACUACAUUGAUUUCUUUGGAUAAGUUGGUGACGGUAGAAGAGAAAAGAUAUGCAAAAAUUUGCGCAUGGAUGCAGCGCAUGCGGGAGGAGUUACCCGGCUAUGAGGAGAUCAACGAAAAAGGUGCACAGCAACUAUAUCUACGUUUUCAAACUUGCUUAGAGGAGAAUAUGACGAAGCAUACGUAACAAAGUGCUAUAUAUAGUUAUAUUAUAUUUUCUUGUUUUAUUUUUAUGUUGUACUUAGCAGUGGAGCCCCUCACAUGAAUUAUAAGUUAAUAUUACUGUGGUUAUA
This is a messenger RNA of Anastrepha obliqua, 884 nucleotides long. RefSeq names its product glutathione S-transferase 2-like. The record is from RefSeq and is a predicted model, not a curated record. The transcript has 5 exons. Gene Ontology annotation, biological process: glutathione metabolic process. Lineage: Eukaryota; Metazoa; Arthropoda; Insecta; Diptera; Tephritidae. Bases 92 to 778 code for a protein of 228 amino acids. Gene Ontology annotation, molecular function: glutathione transferase activity.